CUCUCACUGUCAGCAUUACCAUUACAAUCAUGGCGGCCGAGGGUGAAAAGAAGUUAUCGUUGAAAAAAGACGAAAUUAAACGUCAAGCCCAAGAACAGGGCGUUGUAGACGGCUUUAACCAACUGAGGCAAGAGCAACGUGCCCUGACAGGAAAACUUAUCGAACUGGAAAUGGAACUUAACGAGCACAAGGCGGGGGCACGGAAAGGAAAAAACGCAAAGGAAAGCAUGUUGGCCACCACAAUCGAAUGCCUACUUUGGGCACCUAAUGUGACCACUGAAGGAAUAUCGAGGAAAAACUUGGUUGCUGAAGCACUUCAGAAAGUUGAUGGCGACCGACGCUGUUACCGAAUGGUUGGAGGUGUGCUUGUUGAAAGGACGGUCAAGGAUAUUCUUCCUGCUGUGGAGCGAAACAAGGAAAAUAUUUCGAAAUCAGUGGAGCUGUUAAAUGAGAAGAUUGUACAGAAAGGCCAAGAGGUGAAUGAGUACCGUGAAAAGCACAACAUCCAAAUUAGGGUCUCUUCCAAUGCAGCCUCCAAGUCCCAGCCUCCUGCAGGGAGCAGUGGUGGGGGUGAGAAGCCAGCAUCACAACCUGCAACAGGAGUGUUAGUCUGACAGAGUCAGCUGUUUGUUUGUUUUUCUUUUACCUUUUUUAGUUGUCAUUUUACUGCAGCUUGAUGGUUCAACUUUUACCACCACAGCUGCUUCACAUGAGUGGAAUGUGGGGUGUAAUUUUAUGGAUGAGCCUUAAGCCUCAAUAAGAUGUUGCACACCAAGAUAUUUGAGCUUUCUUUUUUUUUCUUGAUGUUCCUUUUUCUGGUAAAUAAAAUAUUUAUAUGAA
Messenger RNA from Dermacentor andersoni, 840 nucleotides. It is a transcript of the gene Pfdn2, whose product is annotated as prefoldin 2. Gene Ontology annotation, cellular component: prefoldin complex. The record is from RefSeq and is a predicted model, not a curated record. Gene Ontology annotation, biological process: protein folding. NCBI's taxonomy places the organism in Eukaryota, Metazoa, Arthropoda, Arachnida, Ixodida, Ixodidae.